AUGGAGCAGCUGGACAACUGGAAACCAGUGUGCGAGCAGAUCCUUAUGGGGCCAGCUUUCAGCAGCUGUCAGAAUCUGCUGGACAUUGCCUCCUUCACUUCUGCCUGUGUUGCAGACCUUUGUCACUGUGGCAACAGUGAAGGUGAAAAGGCAGAUCCCCACUGCCUGUGCGAUACUGUGUCUGAAUUCUCCCGACAGUGUGUUCAUGCUGGUGGCAAACCACAGAAUUGGAGAACCGAAGAACUCUGCUGGAAAUCAUGUCAAUACCAAAUGGAGUACAAUGAGUGUGGGAGUCCCUGUGCUGAUACCUGCUCAAACCCAGACGCCAGCCUUACAUGUGACAGCCACUGUAUGGAUGGAUGCUUCUGCCCUGCAGGCAUGGUGUUUGAUGAUUUAAAUGAAAGGGGUUGCGUUCCACUGAGUGAAUGCUCGUGCAGCUACAACAGCAAGACCUAUGGACCUGGAGAGUCCUACUCCAGUAACUGCAAAAAAUGUGUGUGUAAGAGUGGUCAGUGGGAGUGUCAGGAGGAGGACUGUCCAGGAAUAUGCUCUGUGGAGGGAGGAGCUCACAUCAAGAGCUUUGAUGGCAAAUUCUACACCUUUCAUGGGGACUGCUCUUAUGUUCUGGCUAAGGACUGCAGUGGAACCCAGUUUGUCAUACAGGGAGAACUGGUACAAUGUGGCAAGACUGAGAGUGAAACAUGCCUCAAGUCUGUCACCUUGGGUUUGUCUGGAGGGGCUAAUGUUAUUACCAUCCAGCCCAAUGGCAAGGUUUAUGUGAAUGGCAUCUAUGCUGAGUUACCAUUUUCUGCCGCUGGGAUUUCGGCCUUCAGAGCCUCCUCUUACUAUCUGCUGGUGCAGACAUCUGUUGGUGCUCUGCUGGAGGUGCAGCUUGAGCCAGUCAUGCAGCUGUACAUCACAGUGACCAGCGACCACCAGGCCAACACCUGUGGUCUGUGUGGGAACUUCAACAGCAACCAAGCAGAUGACUUUCUUAAGCUGAGUGGUGUUACAGAUGCCACAGCAGCUGGUUUCGCCAACAGCUGGAAGACGCAUGCUGGUUGCCCUGAUGUUAAGAGCAGUUUUAAGAAUCCCUGCAGUCUCAGUGUGGAUAAUGAAAACUAUGCCCAGCACUGGUGCUCCAUGUUGACAGACCCACAGGGAGUGUUUGCCUCCUGUCAUUCUGAAAUCAGCCCUAACUCUUAUAAAGAGAACUGCAUGUAUGACAGCUGUAACUGUGAAAAAAGUGAGGACUUCAUGUGUGCUGCAGUCUCCUCCUACGUCCACGCCUGUGCAGCUGCAGGAAUACAGAUCAGUGACUGGAGGAAGGUCACUUGUGGAAAAUAUGCCAGUUCCUGUCCUAGCGGCAUGGUCUACUCCUACAACAUUACAUCCAGCAGUCGAACCUGCCGCUGCAUCGGCAGCACAGAUCUUAGCUGUCACUCCUUCCCACCCAUCGAUGGCUGUAUCUGUGCCGAAGGAACCUUUAUGGAUGACUCUGGGAAGUGUGUUCCAUCUGAGGCUUGUCCCUGCUAUGAUGAAGGCUCAGCAGUUCCUGCUGGUCAGGUCAUCACCAAGGAAGGGGUCAUGUGUGUUGUGUAA
Acanthochromis polyacanthus (spiny chromis) is the source of this 1602-nucleotide messenger RNA. Its product is annotated as mucin-5AC-like. The coding region runs from base 1 to 1602 and encodes 533 amino acids. The record is from RefSeq and is a predicted model, not a curated record. Gene Ontology annotation, cellular component: extracellular matrix. The transcript is spliced from 13 exons. Gene Ontology annotation, molecular function: protein binding. Lineage: Eukaryota; Metazoa; Chordata; Actinopteri; Pomacentridae.